AUGGAUGACUUUCACGCGGAUGUUGAUGGUGAUUAUUUUCUCGCCGAGAUCGAUAUAAACGAAACGUUAACCACCGAAAAUUCGGCCAAUACAUGCACAGACCACCUUCCGGUGCCACAAUCCUUUCCGGAUUUCCCUUACCCCAACCCAUAUCCGCAGCAACUCGCCUUAAUGCGCGUAUUGUACGAGGCGGCGGAACACGGUCAUUGCGCCGUACUGGAAAGUCCUACGGGUACCGGCAAAUCAUUGAGUCUGCUAACCGGUUCGAUUCGUUGGUUAUUAGAUCACAAUGAACGACAAAUGCGCAAACUGAAUACACUCACAGCACAGAUGAAACGUUUGAACGCCUCAGAUAUGCGCGCCCAAAACGAUUGGAUUGUUGCCUACGAACAAAUUCGAUUGGAGAAACGUAAUUUGGUACCGGAAGUGGAAGAUCUCACUCAGAUGCGCACCUGUCUUGACACGAUUCAACAACUUAAAUCUACUCUACCGUUACAGUUACGUUUGCUGUCUAAAGCGUGUUUGGAAGAUCAUCACAGGAAGUCUGUUUUGACCGAUAUUCGUCUCUCCUCANCUCUCCUCACAACAGAACGUUACUGCACGCGUUUAUCUGCUCUGACAGCGCUUCGAUUACGUCAACUAAUCCACAUGCUCCGACGACUUCAAAUGUUACUGCUAUCGUCGAGUCCGAACAAGGAACAAAAGAACAAGGAGACUGUGGUUCCUGUCAACCAGAUGCUGUCACGAGCCGGUGUGGACAAUAUUAGCAUCCAUGAAUUGGUCGCAUUCCUGCGUCAGAAGCAUUUUAUUCACAAGUUGACCGGUUUUGCCAAAUGGAUAACCUCCAAACAGAUCAGUUUGAAUGAUGAGAAUGACACAGAUCACUCGGCCAGUCAUGUCCCGUCAGGAAUGACAUCUCUUUUGGCGGGGAUGAAACGCAAACGGUCGGAUGCUGUGGAGAAUUCUGUCCAGGUAAGUGUCGUUGAUGGUACAGAUAAUACCUUACCUUGA
Messenger RNA from Echinostoma caproni, 1011 nucleotides. Lineage: Eukaryota; Metazoa; Platyhelminthes; Trematoda; Plagiorchiida; Echinostomatidae. The record is from the annotation of a GenBank genome assembly.